AUGUCUGUGAGAGAAGUAAAUAACGGAGCCCAGAAAAGUGGAACCAACACCUCCAUGGGCCUCAUUGCCAAAAUCCAGGUGCACCUGCCCUUCAGUUGUCUUUCUCUGAGUGGUCAGGGCCAGACCAUGCUGUCAGUGCUGGUGUCCACCCUGCUGUGGCUGUCUCAAGCUGCUGCUCUCCUACCACCGCUGGAUGUUCGAGCAGCACGGACACAUCACCACCAAAGUCUGGGUGACGUGCUACAGCACUGGCAGGACAGGCUGUCUACCCAGGCUGUCUACCACCGGGGGUGCUACUUCAGGCUGUGGGUGUACAAGGCGGGGCGUCUCCUCUCCCCUAGAGAGAUAGAGUACCAGAUCCAGAGGAUCCUAGAUGACCCUUCAUCCCCCGUACCUGGAGAGGACAGGCUGGGAGCACUGACCGCUGGGGACAGGGUGCCAUGGGGUACUGUAAGAAAGCAGUACUUCAGCUCAGGGGUGAACAAGCGCCCGCUGGACUGCAUUGAGAGGGCCGCCGCCUUUGUUACCCUGGACGACGAGGAGCAAGGAAUGAUGGGAGAAGACCCGGUGGGAAACCUGAACCGCUACGCCAAUUCCCUCCUCCACGGAAAAUGUUAUGACAGGGGUGUCUGGUACUAG
Molecule: messenger RNA, 639 nt
Organism: Oncorhynchus kisutch (coho salmon)
Lineage: Eukaryota; Metazoa; Chordata; Actinopteri; Salmoniformes; Salmonidae
Product: carnitine O-palmitoyltransferase 1, liver isoform-like
Exons: 6
Coding region: 1-639 (212 amino acids)
Biological process (GO): carnitine metabolic process; fatty acid metabolic process
Cellular component (GO): mitochondrion
Molecular function (GO): carnitine O-palmitoyltransferase activity
Source: RefSeq, a predicted model, not a curated record